CUUGUUUUUAGAGUGAAAGCUGAACAACUUUUCGAGAUCAAGGGGGACAACAUGAAAUUAGAGUAAGUGUGCAAGAGUGACGUCCCUUGAAUUGAUUAAAGAUGUCAAUUUGUUAAUUGAUCUGGAAAUCCUGUGUAUGAACAGAAUAUAUUAGCUGCAUGAGCACAUACAAUAGAUGUAUAGCUGGUCACGGAGGACAACAUGGAGUGUCAGAGGAGUGAAAAUGAAAAUACAGCAUAUUCCUCUUCAAGUUUGCAAAGCAUGUAUUCGAUGCUAUACUGGAAUGUAUGAGUCAGAAUGGACCAGGAUAUGUGUUUUCUUUAUAACAUUAUGCACUCUGUGUUGUCUAUUGUUUGGUUGGGUAUUGUUUCGAGACCCUUGCUUUGAAUGGGAUAUACGAACUAGUUUAUGUAAUGACUAUGAGAAUGGGUUGAUAGCUGGUUCCCUGUGUUAUGAUCUAUGUGCAGAGGAACUUUCUUUAUUAUCUAAUUGUAUAGAUCAAAACUCCCAUAUUUCUGUAUUUAAAUGGGAAGGAAAUGUGAUAAAAGCCCGUCUACCUGAGAAGGAUGGUACCCAAUCUAAAUCUGUGUCCGGUACCCUUUUUAACAGAGACUCUGUAUGGGAGGGAAUGACACGAAAUGAAUUCUCCAAUGUGAUAAAGAAGUAUUUUUCUCAUAUACUUGGCAACAACGACCAUUCCCGCCUUAUAGAGAGAGCCUUAAGUUUCGCUGACUUCAAUAAAGAUGGCCAGCUGACAUAUGGUGAAGUUAACUCAUUUUGGCAGUUACUUCAGAUCCAAGAAUUCCAGACAUUGUUUAUAUUUCAAGAUAAGUCAGUAUUCCCUCUGCUAAAUGGAACGUGUGGUAACUUGUACUCACAUGAGGCAGCUUAUUAUCCAAUAUUGUACAAUAAAAAUACAUCAUCAUAUAUAGAUAUAGCAUUUCCUAAUAGGUACAGAUGGAAUCUUCCAGAGUUCCCUAAACGAUUACACAUAUCCCUUGGUCUUUUAGAAUAUGUUUAUACAACGAUGGAAACUGAAAAUACAAAGUUUUACAUGUGUAACUUCAGUCCAAAAAACUUUGGAUAUACCCAAUAUUUUGAAAUGAAAGUAUCAAACGUACAAGGUAUUGUAUCAGAGCCAUUUUUGAACACAACGUUACAAAGUAUUACGUGUGAAACUGAUGUAGAUUGUUUAUAUGGUGAUGUUUGUAAAUCUCAGUGCAAUAGUGACCUAGGUCGAUGUUUCGGGGUCGGUGCAAAUUACAUUCCAGACUUAGUCAAAAUAUGUCAUAUCUUGCAGGACUAUAUUGUGUACAACUUGCCAGUUAAAUUGAAAUACACUCUAAGUCACAUUGUCGCAGACUGUAUCAGAAUUGGUAAAAAAUUGCGGCGGAAAAGUCCGUCGAUGAUUCUGGUGGAUCAAAACCUUGCAUUAGAUCGCCUGAAUCAGGUACUUUGGAAUGAGUUAAAAUAUGAAGAGAAUAAGUGGCUGACUAAACCAACGAAAAAACCAGCUGUUGUUUUAUGAAUUGUUUUAAUAUUGUUUAAUUUAGACUCGAGAUUUAUUUGAAAUAGUUCCAACUGGAUGCUGGUUAAACUUGUUAUAAAAUAACUUUAUUAUUGUGAUAACCUGAUACAUUGUAUUGUUGAUUUUUUUUUUUCAAAACUUGAUAUAGGUAUUUUUGGAGAUUGAUUUAUAAAAGUAAAAGAGCUCCACUGAGGUAAA
Molecule: messenger RNA, 1726 nt
Organism: Ruditapes philippinarum (Manila clam)
Lineage: Eukaryota; Metazoa; Mollusca; Bivalvia; Venerida; Veneridae
Product: divergent protein kinase domain 1A-like
Exons: 7
Coding region: 176-1528 (450 amino acids)
Molecular function (GO): calcium ion binding
Source: RefSeq, a predicted model, not a curated record